AUGGUACGUAAUUGAGAAAGGCUUUACUCCCGGCCUCAUGCGGAAAACCUUUACCUUUAUCCAUGAUUGCACGUUGCACGUUGUUUAGAAAUCUUUAAAUUACUGUACUGAAGAAGAAAUAAGUGAAAUAACGAAGUAAAGCUUGGUCAUGGGGAAAAAGAAUAAAAAGGAGAAGAAAGGUCAAGGUAAAGAAAAGACAAAACAAAAGGCUGAAAAAAAUGCCAAGAAACGAGUAAAGAAAGAACUUGCAGAAAUAGGGGAGGAUGAUAUUGAGAAAAUGAUAAAGGAAUUUCAAGAACAAGACAAGAAGAAAACUCAGGUGAUUGAGGAGAAAUGUUUGCCGCCUUCACCAAGGUGCAAUUUGUCUUUUACUGCACAUCCCGAUAGAGAUGAAUUGAUCAUGUUUGGUGGGGAAUAUUUUACAGGAAAUAAGAUGUACAUGUACAAUGACCUACUUAUUUAUAACAUAAAGAAGAAUGAGUGGCUGAAGAUAUCGGCACCAAAUUGUCCCCCACCUAGAAGUUCACAUCAGGCAGUUGCUCUGAGGCAAGGUGGUGGUCAGUUGUGGAUAUUUGGUGGAGAAUUUGCCAGUCCUACACAGUCACAGUUCUACCAUUAUAAAGAUCUCUGGUUAUUUCAUCUGAAGGAAAAGAAAUGGGAAAAAGUGAGUGCUCCUGGUGGGCCAUCAGCAAGAAGUGGGCAUAGGAUGGUGCAAUGUAAAAAGCAGCUUGUAGUGUUUGGUGGAUUUCAUGAUAAUAUCAGAGACUACAAAUAUUUUAAUGAUGCAUAUGCCUUCAACCUGGACACCUAUACUUGGACAGCUUUAGUGACCAGUGGAAUUCCUCCUGCACCAAGGUCCGGUUGUGUCCUGGCCCCAGCGUUAGACCAAGGGAGGAUCAUUGUGUAUGGAGGAUAUAGUAAAGAACGUAUCAAGAAGGAUGUAGAUGCUGGAAAAGUUCAUACAGACAUGUUUGCUCUAAUGCCUGAAGGAAAAGUGAAAGAAGGGACACAACCAACAAAAUGGAAGUGGGUCAAUGUUAAACAAUCAGGGUCAAGGCCAUCACCUCGUUCUGGUCUAUCUCUAGCUACAGUAAGCAAUAAUAGGGCCGUCUGCUUUGGUGGAGUGUUUGAUGAGGAGGAUAAUGAUGAUGAGCUUAAGGGAAAAUUCUACAAUACACUGUACUUCCUGGAACUAGAUAAAGGCAAAUGGUUUGAAGGAGAAAUGAGGGGCAAGAAGUUAACAGAAAAGAAGAAGAGAAGAAGAAAAAAGGAUGAAGAUUCUGCAGGUGCCGGGGUUGACGAUGUUGAUGACAACGAUGAAACUGAUGAUGAUGAUGAUGAUGAUGAUAAUAGUGAUGAUAAUGAACAAGAGAUGGAUGUUGCUGAUACAGAUAUAGAAAAGAUGUCAAUUAACUUUGAAACUGAUGACAAUAAUAAAAGUAGUGAAACAAAUGGUGGAGCAAAACCUGACAUGGAUAUAGAUUCUGCUUCAGGAAGUACUCAAGGUGCUUCCUCAGUUACUAUGGAAACUGAAUCUGAAAACACCAUGGAGACCGAGGAAUCUGUUUUUAAACUGACAGUUGGUCCACAGAGUAGUUUGUCAGAUGAAACUUGUGAUAAGGUUAAAACAACAGAACCUGUUAAUGUAUUCACACCAUCAGCACGUAUGAAUACACUGUUAGUUGUGAAGAAUGGUCUGUUGUUUUUAUAUGGUGGUAUUUAUGAGGUUGGCGAUAAACAGUAUACUUUAAGUGACAUGUAUUCUUUGGACAUCAACAAAAUGGAGGAGUGGACUAUUUUGAUUGAAAGUGACUUGAAAAAUCAGGUGUGGGAGGAGUCUGAUUCUUCAUCAGAUGAGGACGAUAUGGAAGGCGGGGCUAAAUGUGCGAAACGCAAACCUAGCGAUUCUGAUGAGUCUGAUGAUGACGACGACGAUGAUGAAAUUGAUAUAGAUUUUAGUGAUGCCCCAGAGAGACCAGCUUCUGAAGCAAUUAAAGAUUAUUUUGAAAGAACUAAAGACUACUGGCUGAAAAAAGCCAAAGAAUAUUGUGAUUCAGAAGAUAUGUCAUUGUCCGAGAAAAAAUUAGAGAAAUUAGCCAAAGAGAUGUGCCAAGAAUCAUUUAGUUGAAACAAUUAUGUGUUAUGGUUAUUAGCAAUUAAUAAAUUUUAUCGGAUACAAA
This is a messenger RNA of Ruditapes philippinarum (Manila clam), 2180 nucleotides long. Its product is annotated as kelch domain-containing protein 4-like. The transcript has 13 exons. Gene Ontology annotation, molecular function: protein binding. The record is from RefSeq and is a predicted model, not a curated record. The coding region runs from base 149 to 2128 and encodes 659 amino acids. Lineage: Eukaryota; Metazoa; Mollusca; Bivalvia; Venerida; Veneridae.